GUUAGUGAUAAGUCGUCUAUUGACUACAACUUUUCGUAGAAGACUGACGUCUCAUAGGGUCUUGGAGAUUUUCGUCUCGUUACGGGCACAGUUAGUCAUAACCUGUCGUGUGAUACUGACGUAUACUUUGUGAUAUUUAGUGCAGUGAUAACGUUCAAUAUGUUUACUGUGAUAUUUUGUGAUUUGUGAUUCGUUAAAAAAUGACCAAGGUGUUUAUCUCCGAAGCGGAGACGAGCUGUGGAAUUCGAGCGAUGCGGGGCUGGUGUGCGCGCUGGAGCGGCGGUGGGCGCGGACGGCUGCGCUGGCUGGCCGCGCUGUUGUGCUGGGUGGCACUGGCAGCCGUGGCCCUGCCGCGCCUGCAAGCUCCGCCCGCGCCGCGACCCGCGCCGCCAGCGCCCCCUGCCCGCCUGCUGUUGCAGUCCGAGGCGGCCGCCUCCACUCCCGCGGUCAUCACUCCCGCUCUUCCAGCCACCGACACUAGGGUGCUCACCGAAGACGAGCUACGAGCCGACGCCGAGCGCAGACUGCCCUCACUCCCCCUCGCCUACUGGCACAAGCACAAGGACGAUAAAAACAAAUACUACAAAAAGAAGGACUGCGCGCCCUUCCCUUCGAUAUACGACUUAGAAUUCCAUAAUACGUACUGGCAGACUCUUCGGGCUAGCCAAGGCGUGUUCCACCUCUACGGCGCGUACAUGGACGCGCGGAACACGUCGCGCAUCGGGCCCGCGGUGCGCGUGCUCGCCGUGCACGACCGGAUUAAGCCCACGCUCGCAACGCACUGCCAGCUCUGGUUCGAGGAGCGCGAGGCGCCCGUCGUCGUGCGCAACCUCGAGUACAAGUACGUGUGGAACAGCAAGUGGGGCAACUACCGGGAUCACGUGCUGCAGCCCUACCUGCUGGCGUGCGUGCUGCCCGCCGAGGUGCGCCAUCUGGUACCGGCAUCCGUCUCCAUCGUGGAGAACCCCUGCGACAGGGCAACCAAUAACCUCCGCGUGCACUACGACCGGCCCACGCCGCCGACGCCAAGAAAGGAGUUUGCGGUGUGUGUCAAGGGGCUCGACUUUUUACACGAGGACCUCUCUGUCCGCCUCGUCGAAUGGAUAGAGUUGGUCCGCAUUCUCGGUGCCGACAAGAUAUUCUUCUACGAACUGCAGGUGCACCCUAACAUAACCAAGGUGCUGGACUACUAUAGAGCGCAGGGCGCGGUCGAGGUGACGCCGAUCACGCUGCCAGGCGGCCAGCCCAAUCUGCCCGGCCUGCAGCACAUGUACCUCAAGAAGAAGACUACACACAAGCGCCAGAUGGAGCUGAUUCCGUACAACGACUGCCUGUACCGGCACAUGUACGAAUACCGGUGGCUGGCGCUGCUCGACAUCGAUGAGGUGAUCGUACCGCUCGAGGACGAGGACUGGAGCGGGCUGAUGCGGCGCGUGCAACCGCUGGCCGUACCUGCAGCGGGCAAGCCGGCGCGCUCCUCCUACCACGCCUCUAAUCUGUACUUCCUGGACUCGCUACGUCACGAGCACGGUUGGGAGGAGGGCGUGCCUCGCUACAUGCACAUGUUGCAGCACGUGUACCGCACGCGCAACUUCACCAAGCCAGGCCAGUACGUGAAGGCGUUCCACGAGACGGAGCGCGUGCUGGCGCUGCACAACCACUUCCCGCUGGCGUGCCUCGGCGGUGCAUGCUCCUCGUAUGCUCUAGAGACGCGGCACGCACGGUUGCAGCACUACCGCGCGGACUGCGUCACCGCGCUCAGCAAAUCGUGCGGCGAGCUGCGCGCGCAACCCGUACGCGACACGGCGCUGUGGCGCUGGCGCGGUCCGCUGCAAGAGCGCGCCGAACGGGCGCUGCGCGAUCUCGCCUUCCUGCCGCCGCACCGGUGACCCGAGCCCGCCGCGCCCU
Messenger RNA from Papilio machaon (common yellow swallowtail), 1908 nucleotides. RefSeq lists its product as uncharacterized. NCBI's taxonomy places the organism in Eukaryota, Metazoa, Arthropoda, Insecta, Lepidoptera, Papilionidae. The record is from RefSeq and is a predicted model, not a curated record. The transcript has 3 exons. The coding region runs from base 201 to 1889 and encodes 562 amino acids.